CUUUGAACGUGGAUUCUUACCAACUGAUUCUCAGGCAUCAUGGGAAGAAAUUGAAAGAAGUUAUCAGUGGUGGAGUUCUGACCAACGCGUUACCAUGAAGAAGCUGUCUAUAAAAUACCUUAGCGAAGCCGCUAAAGAGAAUGUCCUCAAACCUUUCGUGAAAAGCAGUCUAAAAGAGGCCGAGCAGUAUCUGAGCGAUAUUGAAACCCAAAUUCCUAAGCAGAUCAAAGCUGACAAGAUGAUGGUUGAAGAACUUUCUGACGAAAAGCGCUCAGAAGAAGUGAUUCAAAGAACCUACCAACCAAUUCUCGACGACACAUUAAAUAUCAGAGAGAGGGUAGCAUUUUUUGGGCUAAGAGAAGCUGGUGCAGCAAAUAUCUGCAGUGAAUGGCUGGACUGGAAUCAAGGGUCACGUUACCUCGGCAAGGGAGAGUUUGCCACUGUGUACCGGGGAAAAAUGACAAGGCAUGGAGAAGAACAAGAUGUUGCACUAAAGGUCUUCCAAGAAGUCCGCCUCGCCAAAACUGCAAGCCGCGUCAUUCAGGAGGCAAAUCAGUUGAGUAAACUCAACCACCCCCAUUUUGUCAAGUUUUAUGGCACUGCAGUUGUCAAUGAAAACGACGAUGUAAAGGCAAUUUUAGUAAUGGAGCUGUGCAAAGGAAACCUGCAAAACUACUUCGAAUCUAACCAAACAUUGGUCCCAGGACGAUCUGCUAAUCGAAAACACGUACCUCAAGCUUUCAAGUGGGUGAUAGAAAUAUGUUCUGCUCUUGACUACAUACACAAUGAGAGAGUAGUCCAUAGGGAUCUUACGCUAGAGAAGAUCUUGUUAUCAGAGGACAACAGAGUGAAACUAUGUGAUGUCAGCGUUUGUAAAGAAGCAGAUUCCAUCACUGGGAAGUUCAAGGGAACUCCUCGAUACAUGGCACCUGAAGUCUUCCGUUCCGAGUUGAAUGAUUCCAAGGCAGACAUCUACAGCUUUGGAAUAAUGCUAUGGGAAAUUUGGUUUGGACGACGAGCAUUUGCUGAUAUUGAUUUUGAUUCAUCAGACCCCCAAGACUUCUUCAACUUGGUUGGUGAAGGGUCACGUCCAAAAGAUGUCGAAGACUUGAAGAAGCCUCCACGCCUCUGGAAAGAGCUCAUGGAAGAGUGCUGGGAUGGAGACCCAAAAAAACGUCCGACAGCUAAGAAAUGUGAGCAAAGAGUAAUCAAACUUUCUAAUGAAUGGAGUGGUUAAUUAGGAGAGCCAUUCCUCAAAUAGUUUGUGAAUGCCACUGCCUAUCAUUUCUUGCUCGUGUUUAAAUAAAAAGAUCGCUUUUUUUUCAUUUUUCUAACGUCAUUCCAGGGCCAAUCAAUUAUGCCUUGAUAGAUGGGUAGUCGUUGAAUUUUGUUUUUACCGCCUUAUGCGAGAAAUUUCUGCUCUUUCUUUUAUGAAUGCCUAUAUACCCAAGCUUUAUUUCAGUCUUAUAAAUCACCUUUGAAGCAUAGGUAAACAUUAGAUGAAGAAUGACUUUGCACGAGAGGCAGAAGCGGGAGUAGCUAAGAUGCUGAAAUGAUCAAUUCAUUGAUCAGUUUGGGCAUGCAAGGUGUUGAUAUGGAAAGAAGAGUAACAAGUAAA
This is a messenger RNA of Pocillopora verrucosa, 1618 nucleotides long. The record is from RefSeq and is a predicted model, not a curated record. Lineage: Eukaryota; Metazoa; Cnidaria; Anthozoa; Scleractinia; Pocilloporidae.